ACACUUUUUUUGAAGAGAGAGAAUCCAUGUUUAAAUACACUUUUUCUUUUUCUUUUUUCACAUUUUUUCUAUCUUUGGAAACUUAUUUGUUCUUGAUCCCUAAAAAUUUGGAUCAUGUUUAUCAUGAAUCUUUGAGGGAGGAAGCAUAUGAAUAGGUGAGUCACCAAAAUUGGAUCAUUUGAUAAAAGGUUAUAUUUUUAAAAAAGUUUAUAUACGGUGUCAACCCAAUAUAUUGGGUCGAUAAUCUAGAAAAAUGGAGCGAUUGGGAAAGAUGUCGCAUACAGAAUUGGAGCUGGGUGGGUGAAGUGGAGAUGUGGGAUUGGAAUUUUACAAAUGAGUUUUAUAGGAUAGCGGUAAGGCCACUUUGCUUUUAUAGAGCGGAAUGUUGGGCAUACAAAAAACAAUAUAUUUAUAAAAUGAUUGUAGCAGAGAUGAUGCUGAGAUUGAUGAGUAGUAAGACAAGAAGGGAUAGACUUCGAAAUAAAUCUAUUCGAGAGAAUUUAGACGUGGUACCAAUAAGUUAUACAAUGAGAUAGUAGACUUAGGUGGGUUAGUCAUGUGUGGUACUGACUAAAUACAAGACCAGAGAUAGGGCUAAAACGUUGUAAUUAAAAGUAGUCUGAAAAGAUAUGAGGACUUAUAGUGACAUAUGACUUUUAAUAAGGAUAUGACCUUUAAUAGAUCUUAAUGGAGAACUAAAAAUCAUGCAAUCGACAUCAAUUAAUUAGAAAAAGCUAAAAUGAGGAAUAAAUGAUAUAAUGUAAAGUAAAGUGGAUCUCGAAAAUGUUUUCCUAACAUCAAGAAAUCAUAUAAUUAAUCAUCUCCACCUCUAGAUGGAUUUUCGAACCAUCUUUUUUCAAAUUUUUCGAAUGUCUAUAGAUGCGUUAGAUCUAUACCAUUUUUAAAGUUUUAAAUUCAUAAUUAAUGAUGAAAAUAAAAUUUUAAACUAUGAUAAAGAUUUCUAACACCCAAACAACAUCUUUUACAAAAAUUAAAAUGUGUACAGUACCGUCAUAAAUUUUUUUGUUUCACCAAAAAUAUUAUUAUUUUACGUGGUUAGUUAUUGGGGGAAUUUGUUAUCCAAAGUAGAUGUUUAUGAAAGAUAAAAAAAAAAUUUGGGCGUCUUUUCUCGUUAAUUAACUAACUUAUUGCUCUUGGUUAAUAAUUUAUGCCCCAUCAAAAAUUUUCAAAAAUAUUUUCAUCUGCACCAUUUUCUAAAAACAGGAAUUUUUUUUUUUGUUUUCGUUUGCCGUAGAUUCAAAGAAUGUAAGAUAGGGCACUCCAGAUAUUUUCUUAGAUCUUAGGGGUUCUUAUUAAAGAGGCAUUUGCAAGAAAAUGCCAUUUUAAGCCAAUUCCAGAAAUAAAGGGCAUCCCGGUAACGAUUAUCAAUGAGGGGGUACUAUCGAUAUUUCAUGACUUCUAGGUCAAUUACAAGUCAAUUUUUGUUCUUUGGCAAUCCCUAUGGAAACAGAAGGAAAUCUCUUACCCCUGCCCCAAGCAUGGAGAAAUAAAGAGAGCAAAAUCCACAGGUUUUCCUCUUUUCUCUCUCUUCCAGAAGCUGGUUUUUUUCUUCAAUGGAGGUUCCUCAAUGCAAGAGGUCAGAUGGCAAGGGAUGGAGAUGCAGCGCCAUGGCCUUUGGAGGCCGAACGUACUGUGAAAGGCACUGGUUGAUGCAGAAAAAAACUAGAGACAGAAAAUUGAACUCCAAAAUUGGGAAUGGAGAAAAUGAGAAGAAGUCAAUUAAGAGGAAGAAGAGCUCUGAUGAGAAAGAAAAUGGGUUUCACAAAAGGAAAAAGGUGAAGAGGGAGAAGAAGAGGGAAUCAGAGGAUGGGGUCUCUGAUAAUUAUUCUGACGAGGGGUCUGUGGGUUUGAUUGAUGAGAGAGAAAGAGAAUGCCGGUUAUCGAAGGGGUUAGGGUCUGUGGGUUUGGUUGAUGAGAGAGAAAGAGAAUGUCGGUUAUUGAAGGGGUUAUCUGGAAAGAAACAGAAGGAGGUGCGCAGCCUGUAUGGGAAGAACCCAAAAGCGGGUACUGGAUUCGAGAAGAAGAAGCUGGAUUCUGGGUUAUCAACUGAGAAGAAGAAGAGAGUUUCUGGGUUAUCAAGUGAGAAGAAGAAGGUCGUUCGUGUGAACUCUGGCGAGGUUGGUUGCAAGGUUUAUGGAGCACUGGACAGAGAUGAUGAAUUAAAGAGAGAGGAUGGUACCUGUAAGAAUAAGGAGAAGAAAGGUCUAAUGUGCCACCAGUGUCUGCAUAGUUACAAAGAUGGUGUCGUUGUUUGCUCGUACUGUGAAAAGAAGCGCUAUUGUUACACAUGUGUAACCAAAUGGUAUCCUGAACAAACACGGGAAGAAAUUGAAAAUGCUUGUCCAUAUUGUCGUGGCAAUUGCAAUUGUAAGGCGUGUUUGCGUGAAAGCAUUGCUGUGAUGGCCAAUAGAAAGGAAGUUGAUGCCAGUGUUAAACUGCGACGAUUGCAGUAUCUGUUACGUCGGGUCCUUCCUGUGCUGGAGAAAAUUUAUGCAGAGCAGGAUUUGGAGAAAGAGAUAGAAGCUAAGAUAAGGGGAGUUCAGCCAGCUGAUCUGGAUGUGGAAAGGUCAAAACUUAACCCUGAUGAACGUAUAUAUUGCAACAACUGUAAUACGUCGAUCGUCGAUUUCCAUAGAAGCUGCUCAAACCCGAAAUGUGAUUAUGAUCUUUGUCUUUCAUGUUGCCGGGAACUCCGUGAAGGUCGUCAGCCAGGAGGCAACAAGGCUGAAACUGCCCACCAACAAUCAAUAGAAAGAACCCAAAAUCGGGUAUCGGAUGACUCUUCCAAAGAUGUUAAUAGCAAACCAUGCAUACCCAGAAAAAGAUAUGGUUGGGAGAGUCAAGCGGCUGCUGCUAAUGGCCAUAUUGUGAUGCCCCCUUCUCUUCCUUUGCCUGAUUGGAAAGCAAAUGAAGAUGGUAACAUCCCUUGCCCCCCAAAAGUGCGGGGCGGAUGUGGGGCUUACACCCUCACGCUAAAGCGCAACUUCAAAACGAAUUGGGUUGUCAAGUUAUUUAACAAUGCCAAGGAACUCAUUGAUAGUAAUGAUGAAUUGUCUAAGGAUUCGGGGUUUUCUCAAAGAUGUCUUCGUUGCCCUCCAUAUUGGCAUUCAGAGAUUAUUGGUGAUGAUAAUAAAAAGUGUGACCUUAGGCUGGCGGCUCAUCGAGGUGACAGUGAUGACUUCCUCUAUUGUCCAAGUGCCCUUGAUGUGGGGAGCGAUGGGAUUGACCAUUUUCAGGAGCACUGGAUAAGAGGCGAGCCAGUGAUAGUUAGGGAUGUUAAUGAGAGAACAUCUGGACUUAGUUGGGAACCCAUGGUUAUGUGGAGGGCUGUUCGGGAGACAUCCAGAAAGAAGCUCCAAGAGGAGAAAACAACUGUAAAGGCCAUUGAUUGCUUGGAUUGGUGUGAGGUUGAGAUUAAUAUUCACAAAUUUUUCAAAGGCUACUUAGAGGGUCGCAUGCAUAGAGGUGGUUGGCCAGAGAUGUUGAAGCUGAAGGAUUGGCCUUCAUCCAGCCGAUUUGAAGAACGGUUGCCUAGACAUGGUGCUGAGUUCAUUGCAUCAUUACCUUAUUUCGAUUAUACUCAUCCAAAUUUGGGUCUUCUGAAUCUAGCCACAAAGCUUCCUGACGGUUGCCUAAAGCCAGAUUUAGGACCCAAGACAUACAUUGCAUAUGGAUCCUAUGAAGAGCUUGGUAGGGGUGACUCGGUAACAAAGUUGCAUUGUGAUAUGUCUGAUGCGGUUAAUGUUCUAACCCAUACAAAGGAGGUGAAGUUUGCAUCGUGGCAACGGAAGAGAAUUAGACAAAUGCAACAUAGGCAUGAAGAGGAAGAUGAGAUUGAACUGUAUGGUGGGGCAGACAAGGCUGUGGAUAACGCUGCUGAGGAAAAGGUGGACAACUCAGAUAUAGGUAGGGGCCAAACAGCGAAUAAAGGAUCUCUCUCUCCAAAAUGUGGUGAUAAAGUCGACAGAAACUUCCCAUUGCCAGAGAAGAUGGACUUAGAGAUUGUACCAGAAAAACUAGAUCAAAAAAUGAGUAUCUAUACAAAAAUUUCAGAUGACCAUGAAUCUGAGAUGACACAAGGCUGUUCAAAAUCUGAAGGUAGUGAAGAAAAUUUACCAUUGUCAGUAAAGAUAGAUAAUGAUCGACAGUGGUUAGGUGGCUCAGAAAAAUUAGAUCCAAAAAUGGAUCUUGAGACAAAAUUUUCAGAUGCAAAUCUAUCUGCGAUGAGAGUUGAAUUUUCAAAGUGUGUGGAAAGUAAUGUGGAAAAUUUGGUAUUGUUGAGAAAGAUGGACAUUGGCCCAGAGAGAUUGGAUGGGUCUGAAGAAUUAGGUCAGAAUGACACUGAAUCUGAGAUGAGAGAAGGUUGUUCAGAAUGGAAGAACAGGAUUGAGGAACAAUCACCAUUGUCAGAAGAGAUGGACAUUUAUCCAGUGAGAUUAGGUCAUCAACAAAUUGAGAUGAAGGCAUCCUCUAGUACAAGGAACGAUUCCGAAGUUGUAGAGCCACAGAGAUCUCACAGCCUUUCGCCAGCUGAAGUUCAUUCUUUUGAAGUAACACCAGAUAAGGAUGCUGAUAAUGCGGAAGGCACAUCAGGCGUUUCGGAAGAGGAUAGGGCUGAGGCUUCUAAAUCCAGUGGAGAAGCUUUAGUGAAUGGCUUUGUUCACCAAGAUGAUGUUUCAGAUGUUGUUUAUGGAGGCGCUGUUUGGGAUAUUUUCCGGAGGCAGGACGUUCCAAAGUUAAUAGAAUAUCUCGAAAAGCAUUGGAAGGAAUUUCGCCAUAUCAGCAAUCUUCCUGUGAACUCGGUUAUUCAUCCUAUUCAUGACCAGACACUUUACUUGAAUGAAAAGCACAAGAAACAGCUUAAAGAGGAGUUUAAUAUUGAACCUUGGACUUUUGAGCAACACUUUGGUGAAGCGGUAUUUAUUCCAGCUGGUUGUCCCCAUCAAGUGAGGAAUAGAAAGUCAUGCAUUAAAGUGGCUCUGGACUUUGUAUCUCCUGACAAUGUCGAAGAAUGUGUUCGAUUGACAGAAGAGUUUCGGUUGCUUCCAAAAAGCCAUAGGGCCAAGGAAGAUAAAUUAGAGGUGAAGAAGAUGGUUUUAUACAGUGUGAGUGCAGCUGUUAGAGAAGCUCGACAGUUGAUCACAGAACUCAACUGCGUCAAGUGGUAUCAGAGCAUCGAUUUUUGUGAGAUCGUAAUGCUCAUUGAAAAGGCAUCGUGCUUUGUGGACGUGCUCAAUAGGUAGCUAUUGAGAAUGAGCCGAUCCGACUAGAGCGAGACAUUCGGGAUAUAGAGAUAGAAAAUUUGAGAAGGCAUGUAGAGAAGUUAACCCAUCACAUGGCGGAAAAUCUCGUUGUAACACACUAUGAUGGUUGUAAGUCGGACGUUGUUUUCAAGAACCUGUUCUAUGCACACGCUCCGCGUCGGGAGUCCCAUGUUUGGGAGAGUAGAUCAUGGGAUUUAGUUGAUUUACAUGAUUGAAGGAGAACAAGGUUAUUUUUGUUAAGUUCGUAUCGAAUAUUGGUAGGUUGUAGAUUGAGAUUUCUACUAAAUGUGAUACGUACUUAAAUGAUGAACAAGAUUUUGUAAGAGAUAUGAUCUACGACGAUGAUCAA
Molecule: messenger RNA, 5634 nt
Organism: Amborella trichopoda
Lineage: Eukaryota; Viridiplantae; Streptophyta; Magnoliopsida; Amborellales; Amborellaceae
Product: Transcription factor jumonji (jmjC) domain-containing protein
Biological process (GO): regulation of transcription by RNA polymerase II
Cellular component (GO): histone deacetylase complex; chromatin
Molecular function (GO): transcription coregulator activity; histone H3K9 demethylase activity; chromatin DNA binding
Source: RefSeq, a predicted model, not a curated record